This is a messenger RNA of Ceratina calcarata, 482 nucleotides long. RefSeq names its product Ubiquinol-cytochrome c reductase ubiquinone-binding protein (gene UQCR-Q). The coding region runs from base 124 to 369 and encodes 81 amino acids. Lineage: Eukaryota; Metazoa; Arthropoda; Insecta; Hymenoptera; Apidae. The record is from RefSeq and is a predicted model, not a curated record. Gene Ontology annotation, biological process: mitochondrial electron transport, ubiquinol to cytochrome c. Gene Ontology annotation, cellular component: respiratory chain complex III. The transcript is spliced from 3 exons.
AUUCGUUUCGUGCUACUGCUAGUGCAGUAUCAUCUGGUGUCAUCGGGUCCCUUCAAACUGCUUCAUACACGGCACGUUUUUUAGACUAGAAUCUUGGUCAAUCCUAAUUACAAGUGAGUUAAAAUGGGUUUGCAUUUUGGAAACCUUGCAAAAGUCACAGGCAUCACAUACUUUCGUCUUAGCCCUUAUGAACAAAGGGCUUUUGCUGGUUUACUUGAUGGUUCAGGUAGAUGGGUAAAACGCAUGAGAUCAGGCUUCCUACGAGCUGCACCCUUCUUCAUGGGUACUUAUAUGGCACAGGCAUGGGCAACUGAAACAAACCACAAACUUCACCGUAAGGAUCCAAAAGAUUAUGAAAAUGACCAAUAAUUUAAAUGUAGGAUAAGUAUUCAUAAUUGAGUUAAACAUAGUGUAUACAUGUAAUGGUAAUAAUAUCGAAUAUAUAACUAACUAAAGUGUGAUAAUAAAAUUCUUUUCUUUUA